This is a messenger RNA of Aspergillus terreus NIH2624, 336 nucleotides long. RefSeq lists its product as uncharacterized. The record is from RefSeq and is a predicted model, not a curated record. NCBI's taxonomy places the organism in Eukaryota, Fungi, Ascomycota, Eurotiomycetes, Eurotiales, Aspergillaceae. The transcript has 2 exons. The coding region runs from base 1 to 336 and encodes 111 amino acids.
AUGCCUUACACCUACUGGCGUAACGGACAGCUCUGGACGAAGGUCUGGCUGCUCAUCUGGUCCGGUAAGUGCGAGACCCGCCGCGAUCAGCUGCGCUCUGCGCUUUACAACCUCUAUGACACUGACGGAACCGGCUUCGACUUGUUCUUUGACGAGCCCGAGAACUUCAACGAUAGACCCGAUUACGUUGCCAUUACCGUGAGCAUCAUGUUCGGUGCUGUUUCGCCUUAUGAGGCUUGUCGUCGGGUUGCUAUUGAGGAGUUGGAGUUGAUCCUUGCGGUAUCAAGGAUAGCCGAGAAAUUUACACUUACAGCUACUUAUGAUUUUGAUCUCUAG